Molecule: messenger RNA, 285 nt
Organism: Ostertagia ostertagi
Lineage: Eukaryota; Metazoa; Nematoda; Chromadorea; Rhabditida; Trichostrongylidae
Source: the annotation of a GenBank genome assembly
AUGAGUGUUCUUGUACUUGCACUGUUUGCGGCAACGAGCGUGAGCACCAGCACCAAUCUCGCCGCCUUUGAAAGGUCUGACAUAGCUGUGCCCUCCAAGUACCACAUAAAUGAAAAAAAGGUCGACAAUUUAAAAAGGCUUGCAAAUCGUAUUUAUGAGGCUUCAAACAUUAGCAUGCUCAAAUUCGUGAAAACUUUGGAAGAACAACAGGAAGCGAUGCAGCAAAAUUUCGCUUUGAACACACAACAGAAAGAAGAACUUGCAAAAGAGCUGGAAGUUGGAUAA